GGUUCCAAAAUGCUACCCUUCAAGCCAUUUCCUCAAGAUGAGUCUAAGAGCACUAUCUUCAGCUCUUGUUACAUUGGUUUUUGUGCUGUUGCUGAUCAAAAUAGAGGGAAAUCCAACACCAAAAGAAGGGCAUGAGAAUGUCACUGAUGCCUCAUCUUCUUCAUCAACAUCAUUGAUGGAGCUGAAAGAUGAAAACCAAAUCAUUGGAUGCAGGGGAAGACCACUUAUAUGUAGCAGAGGAGAGUUUCCACCAAGGUCUAUGUGCUGUGGAGACCGUUGUGUGGAUGUGACUUCAGAUAGAGAAAACUGUGGGUUAUGUGGGGUUAGGUGCACAUUUAAUCGUCAAUGCUGCAACCGUUUGUGCUUAAACACAAAUUUGAACCUUUUCAACUGUGGUAGGUGUGGAAGAGUAUGCCCCUUUGGGAGGUUAUGCGUAUUUGGAUCGUGUGCCUUUGAGCAAGCAGUGCCAUCACCACCACCAGUGUCGCCCGUGUCGCCAUCACGGCCUGUGUCACCGUCACUGCGACCACCAGUAUCAGUAUCACCAUCACCAUUGUUCCCUCCGGUGUUCCCUCCGGUGCCUCCAGCGAAGUCACCGCAGCCACUGGAUUACCAACCUGCAAUGGAUUAAGUAUUAUUGUAAUGGGGUCUCAUGGUUACCUCCCCCCUGGUUUGAAGUUUGUGUUUUUGUUAUUUUACAAUAAGUAUUUAAGCCUUUAAGGUUUUCAUGUGCAACUGUUUGUGUUUCACGAUGUUGCAGUUACAUAUGAUGCUUUCUAUGUUAGUAGAAAAGCAUGCCAAUUUUAUAUGAGAAAGAACAAAGAACAUUAUUACCGAGUAA
Glycine soja is the source of this 841-nucleotide messenger RNA. RefSeq names its product stigma-specific STIG1-like protein 1. The record is from RefSeq and is a predicted model, not a curated record. NCBI's taxonomy places the organism in Eukaryota, Viridiplantae, Streptophyta, Magnoliopsida, Fabales, Fabaceae. Bases 38 to 631 code for a protein of 197 amino acids. The transcript has a single exon.